AUGUAUGAAGCUCAGGGGAGCCCCAGCCAGCCGAGUAAGGCUGACCAGCGCUGGGUCCUCCCCAUCACCUCCUGCCUCUGGGGCUCCGCUCUGCGUGUCCUCUGGCUCUCUGACCUGGAGUACGAAGAGAGCGCUCUCAGCUACGCUGGUUUAAAGCUGAAGAGAGGGGACGGGGAGUCGGGGAGGGACACGCCCAGGGACAUCCACGGCGACGGGAUCCUCAUUCUGGGGCAGGACCAGGACUCCUUCGGGGGGAAUCUGACCGAGCCGUUCGUGGGGAAUAUCACGGACCUGAACGUUUGGAGUGCGAUGCUGGAGGGGAGGACGUUCAGGGCCCUCAGCAACUGCGCCGCCAAGAGGCAGGACGUCCUGUUCGGCUGGAGCGUGGAGCGGGUGAACCGCCAUGCUGUGGUCAGAGAGGUGUCCGCCAUGCUGUUUUGUCCAGCGGUCCACAGACAGGAGGAGCAGGACUGCAGAACCCUGGAGAGCAGGGCAGCUCAACAGCGCCCUCUGUAUGGCCGUGCAGACUGCUCCACCCCACUGCUCUUCACCUGCAGGACCAGCGCAGAGAGCUAUCAAAAGAGGAGGGAAUUAAGGGCAAGUCAGAGUGCUCAUCCCAGCUCUUUUAUGAAGCAUCUCAAGCAGUUGUCUAAUGACACUCAGGGCAUAGAGGUCCUUCUGGGGGAACCAGUGGGUCAGGUGAGCUGGGGUCAUGUGUCCAACCUGCUGGAUGUCUCCUGCCAAGUCCUGGAGGAGAGCAGGGAGGAGCUGCAGCCUGGAGACAUGCUGGCCUUGGUCCAGCUGCUGUCCCAGGCUGCAGACCUGCCCGCAGAGCCCGACCCUGAGCUGGACACACCGUCGGAGGGCAACAGGAGCCAGGCCAGUGCUUGGGAGCUGAGCGAGUACUUCAUCACUCUGGCUGACAGGAUUAUCAGUCAGGACAACGCACCCAAGUGGCAGGCCAUCAGACAGGUGGUCAGUGGUCCAAUGGCCGUGGUCAAGAGCAUCGACCGCAUGGCGAGCGUCUUCAGCCCCCGCCUGAUGGCGGAGACGGAGCGCCUCGUCAUUCACAGCCCCAACAUUAAGUUGGAGGUCCAGCAACACAAUUUGGACCAAGAAUCCGCCGGGUCCAAGUUCUGCGGCCCUGAGACGGACAACAAGACCAACCUGGACUGCAUCUCCAUCCCGUUCCAGAACAUGCGAAACCUCCAUGACAACGGCUUUCACCAGGUCACACUGGUGAACACAUGGUAUGGCUCGUUGCGUCCUCUAUUCAACCCAGAGGAAAACUUCACCAACAUCAUGUUCCCGACAGUCACAGAUGGCAGCCAGAGGUACCUUGGUACCAUCCUGGGCUCAUCAGUCCUUUCCACCACAGUGCUGGCCGACGGCCAGCCGCUCAGCAUGGCAGUACGCUUCCAGCUGCAACACAGAACGCUGAGUCCGGCAGGAAUCAUCCAUGAUCCAGUGUGUGCAUUCUGGGACUUUGAGCUCAUGCCAGAGGCUGGGGGCUGGUGGUCCACUAGGGGCUGUGAGGUGGUGUCCAAACAGCACGGCUCCACUGUGUGCACCUGCAACCACACCACCAACUUCGCCCUGCUGCUGCAGGUGUACGAGGCUCAGAGGAGCCAAGGGGAGGAGAAGACCCUCCAGCUGCUGACGUUCGUGGGCUGCGGCGUGUCUCUGUGUGGCCUCCUCUUCACCUUCAUCCUCUUCGUCGCUGUGGGGGUCCCAAAGUCGGACCGCACCACCGUGCAUAAGAACCUGAUCGUGGCUCUGGGGACAGCAGAGCUCCUGCUCAUGUUCAGCGACUGGGCUUCAGCCAAUGAGGUGGCUUGCCUGUUGGUGACGGCGUUGCUUCACCUCUUCUUCAUGGCUGCCUUCUCCUGGAUGCUGGUGGAGGGGCUGCUGCUGUGGAGCAAGGUGGUGUCGGUCAACAUCAGUGAGGACCGCCGCAUGAAGCUCUACUACGUCAUUGGCUGGGGCCUUCCUGUUGUCAUUGUUGGUGUGACCUUGGCGGUUUCCCUGGACAAGUAUAAGGCAGACAAUCACUGCUGGCUUAACGCAGAGAAUGAUAUGAUUUGGGCGUUUGUAGGGCCUGUCAUCUGUAUCCUGGCUGUCAACACUGUGGUGCUUUGUCGGGUUGUCAUGGUGACAGUGUCCAGCGCUCGUCGUCGUGCAAAGAUGCUCACCCCCAGUUCGGCAUCUAAAAUGCACACAUUUGACCUGACCUGGGCUGUGACACGUCCGGUUCUGAUCCUGCUGCCGGUGUUGGGUCUGACCUGGCUGUGUGGGGUCCUGGUGCACCUGUCCAUGGUGGUGGCCUACGCCUUCAUCGUCCUCAACGCCUUCCAGGGCCUGUACAUCUUCCUGGUGUACGCGGUUUAUAACAGCGAAGUGCGGAAUGCCAUAAAAAGGAUCAAAGAGAAGCGAAAAGCCCUGUCUUUCACGAAUUGUUCCCAGCCAAUCAGCUUCCUGCCCUCCCAGCGGACCCCUGUCAUGUCCUGGGCCCACAGCCCGCCCCCUCCUUCCAGCCCUGAGACCAGCGACACCUCAGGUCCCGCCAGCUUCACCUCCACCUCCCUGGUCAUCAAAAACGAGAGCUACAGGACUGAAAGCUUUGUGAGUUUCUCUUUCAAGCCAGCAUCAGCAAACCAGGUGGUUCAACUGACAGCAUUCAAGCCUUCAGGCUGCUGAUCCACUGGGUUUGGUGCAAAAGUGACGAGAUUUGACCGGUACGCAACAGACAGGAAACACACAUCCACACAAAAUAUGUGCAACGACUCCAACACAACACCUGGAAACGAACUCGAGAACACACAAAAGCACACUCUCAACCACUCGAAACAUCAACCUUUCUCUUCUUGCAUGCACACAGACAUUUGAAUACUUGUACAGUACUGUUUGACGACACACUCUCUGGAAGAUGUGUGUGAAGCAGGAAGUAGGUUGGAGAAGGAUGACUGCCUCCCACUGCUCCUCCCCCUCUCCCAUUCCCAGGGUCUGAAGUCAGCUGCUGUUUGGGAAGGCCCUGUUCCAGUUCGCCAAUGUGCGACUCCUGUUCCCAGUUGUGGUAUUAUGAGAGGCUAGACGACGGUGUGGGGUGUAGGGCUGUGCGUCACAACCGGACAGAGCAGGCAAAAGUGUGUUCAAGCAAAGAAACCGGUUUAUUCACCAAUAAAAAACGUAGUUCAGGAAGCAAAACAUAAAUUACUUUGAAGCAAAACAAAGGCUUCGUAAAGUUCCUCCUCGCAUUGGAUCCUACCAAUGGUAUCCUCCAAUCAAAGUUCCUCUGGCAUCGAACUCUGUUUGUGCCAGGUACGCUCUUCCUCGCUUGGUGUGUGUGUCCAGCCUUUUGUCCUCUUUCCCUCUCCCACCUGAGCUCCCGUCUCCAAUCAGAGGACUGAGGCAUUUGCACCUGUCGGCGUGGUGCAUUCUGGGAGGCGUAGUUCUCCCGUCAGCCAUCUUGUGGCAUGGUAGCCACUCAAAGAGAGAAACAUACCCCCCCUCUACCACACGUCCUCUCGUUAUGCCACACAGUGUGCAGACUUGGUUCACUUGGUCAGUGUGGGUCACAUCACCUCUUGGGCACUGCGUUAAUUCUGUGUCCGUGUGUGUUUUGUUUAGAAUCUUAUACGUAACUGUAAUUAUCUUAUAGCUCAUCGUAAGCCUUAACCUAUCGGUUCAGAGGUUCUAUUACUGUAAGAUAAGACCAGACAACAGGAUUGUGUUGUCAGUAUAAGAUCAUGGAUAGUAUUGUGUUAUGUUCAUAUACAGUGUUAGGAUAGAGAGACAUUUUCAUCUUCUUGAUGACUAUAGAUGUAAACUGAUCCAUGUUCACGUCGUGUUGCUUUCAAAGAUACAGUGCAGGGCCCCUAGCCUGGUAUUCACCUAUCACAGAGUCUGCUGUGGAG
Osmerus eperlanus (European smelt) is the source of this 3914-nucleotide messenger RNA. It is a transcript of the gene adgrd2, whose product is annotated as adhesion G protein-coupled receptor D2. Gene Ontology annotation, biological process: cell surface receptor signaling pathway; adenylate cyclase-activating G protein-coupled receptor signaling pathway. Gene Ontology annotation, cellular component: plasma membrane. Lineage: Eukaryota; Metazoa; Chordata; Actinopteri; Osmeriformes; Osmeridae. Bases 1 to 2697 code for a protein of 898 amino acids. The record is from RefSeq and is a predicted model, not a curated record. The transcript is spliced from 24 exons. Gene Ontology annotation, molecular function: G protein-coupled receptor activity.